GAGAAAUUCAUGGAGAGUCUUCAAACAGGUUCCAGGAACAAACCAUUUGCUUCACUGCACCCAUAAUCCCGUGUGGGUAAGUCUCAGGGGGAAAGCUGCUAAAGCCCCAGACGUGAUAGGAAAGGAAGAACAGAGGAAGGGGUGCCUCCUCCCUUUCAAGAUGACUUCAGGAUAUCUCAUCCAACUUUUAGCUUCUACCCCGUUCACCAGAGUUCCGUCACCUAGUCACAUUUAGCUCCAAGACUGUGGAGGAAAUGUAACCUGGAGCUGGAACAGUGGUGAGCCCAGCUGAUCAUUGUGAUUCUUGUCUAAAGUACCAGAGGCACUCCGUGACCUCUGUCACUCCAUUUUUAUGACACCUAUCAGGAACUCUUGCACCACACCUGGAGGGACCAGUGAGGCAACUAUGGACCAGAGAAGGAAGUAGGCGGAAAAGGAAGACACCAUAGCCUGCUGGUGCAGGCCUGGCAGCGUGAGGAGGUGAGGCAGAAGCUCCUCAGGUCUUGGUCUUCUUUGAAGACUGGUCUACGCUUUCAACUCUCUUCUUGCUGUAUUUUGUGACACGGCAACCUUGGGGACUUUCUAUUACCUCUCAGUGGCUGGAGAAUGUUGCGCCCUUCGAAACUGUUCCUUGCUUAUCAAGAGGAACACCCACUGCCAACAGCGAAGGUCCCUUGACGAUGCGUGACAGAUUGGAGAGUUGCCACGUAGAUCUACAGUCCUCAAUGUGAGAAGCUUUAAACAAUCAUUUCUGUGGCUGGGAUCUUCAAAUAUUCUACUUUAUUGCCUCUGGGACAUAACCAGUGGUGGCGCUGAGCUGAACACGGUGCUAGCAGAAGGGGGCGGUACUUUCCCUCUGGACCCUGACUUGGAAGCCAAGUGCGACUCCAGCGCAGGCACCACCAGAAGCAGAUGUGCGAGCGGAGCAGCUGUGCGCCUUUCUUUCUGCCGAGGUUCCCCCUCAUCUUCAGCAUAUCAGGAAGGCUAUGAUGGGAACAACUGAAGGAACUUGGAGGCUCCAUUUGACUGAUUGUUUCUGUCUAGAAAAUCUACCCUUGAAAGCGGGAGAGCUGUCUCCUGUAAUGGCUGACUUCCAAAGGCAGGCCAUGUUCUAGAAGGAAAUGGAUGAAAUUGGUUCAGGGGAGGGACUUCAGUGACACUGUGGUCUAAGCAGAAAAGCCCAUGUUGGGGGCCCUCCUGGUGCCCUGGGAUGUUGCAUGCUCUGGACCUGGACACAUGGCCCGCACCUGAGUGAGGAGUGAGGAUGGUCCGCCGCGGGCUGCUAGGGUGGAUUUCUAGGGUAGUGAUUUUGCUGGUACUGCUCUGUUGUGCCAUCUCUGUCCUCUACAUGUUAGCCUGCACCCCAAAAGGCGACCAGGAGCAGCUGGGACUGCCACGGGCCAAUGGCCCCACAGGCAAAGAUGGCUACCAAGCAGUACUGCAGGAGCGCGAGGAACAGCAUCGCAACUAUGUGAAUAGCCUUAAAAGACAGAUCGCCCAACUAAAGGAUGAACUGCAGGCACGCAGUGAGCAGCUCCGCAGUGGGCAGGACCAGGCCAGCGAUGCCACCAGCUUGCGCUUAGGCUGGGACCCUGAACCCAAAGCCCAGGCCGAUAUGCUGGCCUUCCUGCGUGGGCAGGUGGACAAGGCCGAGGUACAUGCUGGUGUCAAGCUGGCCACGGAGUAUGCUGCUGUGCCUUUCGAUAGCUUCACUCUGCAGAAAGUAUACCAGCUGGAGACCGGCCUGACCCGCCACCCUGAGGAGAAGCCAGUGAGGAAGGACAAGCGUGAUGAGCUGGUAGAAGCCAUCGAAUCAGCCCUGGAGAGUCUAAACGGCCCUGUGGAGAGCAGCCCACACCAGCGAUCUUACACAGCUGCAGACUUCAUAGAAGGGAUCUACCGAACAGAAAGGGAUAAAGGCACUUUGUAUGAGCUGACCUUCAAAGGGGACCACAAGCAUGAAUUCCAGAGAGUUGUCCUAUUUCGACCUUUUGGCCCCAUCAUGAAAGUGAAAAAGGAAAAACUGAACAUGGCCAACACGCUUAUCAACGUUAUCGUGCCCCUAGCAAGGAGGGUGGACAAGUUCCGGCACUUCAUGCAGAACUUCAGGGAGAUGUGCAUCCAACAGGAUGGGAGAGUUCAUCUCACUGUUGUUUACUUUGGGAAAGAAGAAAUGAAUGAAGUCAAAGGAAUACUUGAAAACACUUCCAAAGCUGCCAACUUCAGAAACUUCACCUUCAUCCAGCUGAGUGGAGAAUUCUCCCGGGGAAAGGGACUGGAUGUCGGAGCCCGCUUCUGGAAGGGAAGCAACGUCCUGCUCUUUUUCUGUGACGUAGACAUCUACUUCACCUCGGAGUUCCUCAACACGUGUAGGCUGAACACACAGCCAGGGAAGAAGGUAUUUUAUCCGGUUCUUUUCAGUCAAUAUAACCCUGGCAUAAUCUACGGCCAUCACGAUGCAGUCCCUCCGCUAGAACAGCAGCUGGUCAUAAAGAAGGAAACGGGAUUCUGGAGGGACUUUGGAUUUGGAAUGACUUGUCAGUACCGGUCAGACUUCAUCAACAUAGGUGGAUUUGACCUGGACAUCAAAGGCUGGGGUGGUGAAGAUGUGCACCUGUACCGGAAAUAUCUCCAUAGCAACCUCAUAGUGGUACGCACGCCUGUACGGGGACUUUUCCACCUUUGGCAUGAAAAGCACUGUAUGGAUGAACUGACCCCUGAGCAGUACAAGAUGUGCAUGCAAUCAAAGGCUAUGAAUGAAGCUUCCCAUGGGCAGCUGGGAAUGCUUGUCUUCCGGCAUGAAAUAGAGGCUCACCUUCGCAAACAGAAGCAGAAAGCCAGCAGUAAAAAGACAUGAUCUCCUGGCCACAGAUUAGCCUUUGGCAGUAACUGAAGAAGUAGACGCAACAAAAGUAUAGACUUCCACAAAGGGUAACAAAGUAUCUGACUGAUGAGUGAGAGGUGAAAGGAGAGUCUCUGGAUUCUGUUGGCUCUGUGUUUGGUGACUGUGUUUACAGCAAAAUGAUCUCUCUGGUUCCUGCUCACUGAAAUAUUCACAACCACGGACCAGUUUUGGUGAAUGUUUACUAGAAUGAGAUGCAAACACACUGGUUUCUCUUAUUAGGAUUGGUUACAUCAGAGGACUUUGGUACUACCAGACGGAGCAGAAGAUCUGUGUGAAAACUGGAGAUCUCUGACAUUAGCGUCCUCCAGGAGACAGUGAGCAAAAUCAAAUGGACCUGGAAACAAACCAUUGAAACUGUCAUUUCCCCAGUAUUAACCAAAAAACAAAAAAACAAAACCGAUUAAAAAAAAAACCCUCUCUUUCCCAUUAUUGUUUAGUCUUUAUUGUAAGAAUGCACUUUUUUUGUUUCUGAGUAUUGUGCUUAUUUAAUUACCCAUUUUCAAGCCUUAGUAGGAGCAUAUUGUAGUAUAGAUACUUUUAUGUUUUUUUUUAAGAUUUUAUUUUUGUUUUUUGUUUUUUGUUGAUUUGUUUACUUAAGAGUCUUGACACAGAGCCCAAGAUAAACUUGAAAUCAUGAUCCUCCUGCCUCCGAAGUCUGAGUGCUGAGAUUACAGGUGGGUACCACCACAGCUGGCAAGAAGAUACACACAGAGGUGUGAAAUGAGAACCUCCAGUUGCAAGCAUGUGGAGCUCUCAUGGAAGGACUUGCCAGUCUCAGACCACGCUAAGGCUAUGUGUGGGGCUGCAGAGAAAACGGCAUCUAGAAACUAAGACUGUCCAAAGAGGGACAGUCAAACACUGGAGAAAGAAAACGACACUUUCCUCUUCAUACAAAAGGACACUAAGAAGACCUUGGUAUAUUUACGAGAGAACAUAAUUUCUCUUCUGGAGAAAUGGGGACCACUUUCUUACCUGUUUGAAUAAACCAAAGUUAUGAACCAAACAAUCACUUUUCAAAACAGGGUGCUCUUCUUGGUCUCUGAUUUGCAUAAGAAGAAAAUGCAGGAGAUAUAUAAAUAUAUAUUUUGAAAGACCAAUCCGUUCAUCCAGUGAGAUGGAAGAUUUUGCUGCAUUUUCAUUCACCCCUGGCUGUGUGGAAGCAACUUAUUUUUAAAAUAAGCAACGUUACUGACUGCCACGAUGCUUCUCAAGAAUUUUCUUACAACUCCCAAUUCUUUUUAAAAAAAACAAAAAAAAACAACAACAAAAAAAUCCGGUUAACAUUGAGUGGUUUCUACAUCCAUAUGCAAAUUAUUUAUUUAUUAGCCAGCACCAGACGCAUGAGCUGAUUACCUCUCCUGUCUCUGUGCCUUCUGUUUGCCCACAGUGAACUCAUUGUUUAAAUGCUUCACGAACACUCAAGCUGUGUGUUUAAAACAAAAACAAACAAACAAAAAAAACCAUUGUAUUGAUUUGUACUGGUAGUUUAUAAAAUUUAAUUAAAACACAAGACGUGAAUGAAAGGUGGCAUUGCACAGCUAAUAAAAUUUGUGGAUUUGAUUUCUUUCCAUAA
Mastomys coucha (southern multimammate mouse) is the source of this 4478-nucleotide messenger RNA. It is a transcript of the gene Csgalnact1, whose product is annotated as chondroitin sulfate N-acetylgalactosaminyltransferase 1. Gene Ontology annotation, molecular function: glucuronosyl-N-acetylgalactosaminyl-proteoglycan 4-beta-N-acetylgalactosaminyltransferase activity. The transcript has 10 exons. The coding region runs from base 1265 to 2857 and encodes 530 amino acids. The record is from RefSeq and is a predicted model, not a curated record. Gene Ontology annotation, cellular component: Golgi cisterna membrane. NCBI's taxonomy places the organism in Eukaryota, Metazoa, Chordata, Mammalia, Rodentia, Muridae.